AUGCCCAUCGUCCAGCGCUUCAUCCACUGCGACACCACCUGGGUCACCGAGUCCUUCACCAUCAACAGCCCCCACAUGCGCAAGAUCCUCCUCCAGGUCCUCUCCAACUACCAGGACCUCGAUCUCGAGCUCGAAAACUGGACGUUUCGCCCUCCGUACAUCCCCCUCGUUCAUCGAUGGCAGAGGCUCCAGGACUUUUGCAAGGAAACGACUGAUGAGACGCUGAGCAAGGCUGGACAGGAAAUGAUUGAUUUUCUGCUUCCGAUCGUUGGGCCUUCGGUCAACUCCCUUGAGCAAACUCGUCUCACGGGAAAAGUCAAGUUUGAUUCUCUCUGGCAGAUUUUCCCUCCUGGAGAACUCGUCAUGACCCAAAUGUACGGCCAGGACACCAUCUGCCGUGUACUCAAACAUCAAUUGCUUGGGAAAUCAUAUGCCUCCCGCGGCGUCUGGGUCAUCGACAUGGAAUACGUUGACUGGAACGGUGACCAGUGCGGCUACCUGACGAUGAAGACCAAGAUCUCUGGAUACGAGGGCUACGCUCGUGCUCAUCAGCUGCCGACUUGGCCUAUCGCGUAUGCUAAUGACCCAGAGGCCAUCAAGGCAAGGAUGAUUGCCCGCGGUCGUCAGUUUGAGGAGUUGAGGACCUAUCACUUUAUGCAGUAUGAAGGCCGCAAGAUUGUCCGCCGCCGUCGCCGCCGCGACUCAGACGCAAGCAACAGCACCUCCUCCUCCUCCGAAGACUCCGCCGACGCAGACGAACACAAACUCACCGUCAAGACCCGCGAGACCAAGCUCGAGCGCAAAGAAGACCUCACCCCCCUCACAGACGAACAAUGCAUCCUCACCACCCCCUGGAUCCACGGCUUCGACCUCAAAGCCAAAGAAUGGGCGCUCUUCCUCGUCGAAGAGAUGAAGGACAUUAUCUGGAACGACGAUGCCUUUUCAAACCUCGUCCUGCCCGGUGACGAGAAGGAGCUCGCAUGGUCGUUUAUCGAGAACAAGAACCUUGCGAAUUCCGACUUUGACGACUUUGUCACUGACAAAGGCCGCGGCAUCAUCAUCCUCAUGUUUGGCCCCCCCGGCGUCGGAAAGACGUUCACCGCCGAGGCCGUUGCGGAAAAGGGCCGCGUGCCCCUAUACGCAAUGAGCGCCGGCGCACUCGGCACAAAGCCGCAUGAAGUCGAGGAAGCACUCGACCGCGCCCUCGAGCUGUGCCGUCUGUGGAACGCAAUGCUCCUCCUCGACGAGGCGGAUGUCUUUCUGAGUGCUCGCAAGGAAGACACCCUUGCCCGCAACGAGCUGGUCUCCAUCUUCCUUACCAAGCUCGAGUACUACCAGGGGAUUCUCUUUCUAACUACGAAUCGCGCCGCGAGCCUCGACCAUGCGUUCCAGUCCCGCGUUGAUUUGUUCUUGCCGUACAGUGAUCUUACCACGGCUGCGAGACGGAAAGUCUGGCAGAAUUUCAUUAUGCGGGCCGGUGGAGAGGCGAGGUUUGGGGUUACGCAGGAGGACUACGAUCGGCUUGCGGAGUUGAAGCUGAAUGGGAGGGAGAUUAAGAACUUGAUCAAGAGCGCGAGGUUGUUGAAUAUGAAGAGUGGACGGCCGGUUACUACGGACAGACUGGUGCAGUUGGCGGAGAAGAGGAUUCUGGCUAUGGAGAUGUUGAAUGGGGGAGAGAAGGCUUGA
Messenger RNA from Trichoderma reesei QM6a, 1686 nucleotides. RefSeq lists its product as uncharacterized. Gene Ontology annotation, molecular function: ATP hydrolysis activity; ATP binding. The record is from RefSeq and is a predicted model, not a curated record. The transcript has 2 exons. The coding region runs from base 1 to 1686 and encodes 561 amino acids. NCBI's taxonomy places the organism in Eukaryota, Fungi, Ascomycota, Sordariomycetes, Hypocreales, Hypocreaceae.